UGCCCCGCUUCGCCUGAAGACAGGGUUUUCACGGGAGUCACUUGAACGCACCAUUAGGUCUGAUUGACGUGUGUGUCCCGGGGCAAACGUCACGAGUCCGAAAUCCUCCAUGGAGCAGGAGAGGAGUCUGGACGGGAGCAAUGGAGGACACGUGAGUAACAUGGAGGAGAUCGAGUGGUGUUAGUGUUGGUGUUAGAGCAGCGACUCAGACCUUCUCUCCUGGAGGAGAAACUAGAAGAAGAAGAGGAGGAAGCGGAGGGGCCGGGGCAGCAGCAGGUGCAUGUGGAUGGCGAUUUAAAAAAAAAAAAAACUCAAGGCAAACUCGAUCCACACAAACACAACACUGGGAGAAUUGAGCUAAAGCGAGCUGAGGCUGCGGGGGGAACGCUUUGCACCGCUUUCCCUCUUCAGAGGGGUUUGAGUCCCAGAGAAAGCUCCGGGCAGCUGCGGCGUCCCGUCCCCGUUUCUCCCGUCAAACAACAACAAACAUGGAGAAAGUGAACGGGAACUUGCCUCAGUUCAAACUCCGCCGUCCCGCCCGUCGCGAAGUGUGAGCGGGGAGCAGACAACAGCAGCCCCGGUGGAUUCAUGGUGAGGCUGAAGCUGUGAUUUUCAUUUGUGUCGGGGGGAUAUCACCGGAGCGCAGGAGGCGAUGGAGAACAAGCACAAGGCGGCCAAUGGAAGCCGCUCCGCCGCCGGAGGGAGAGCUAAAGACCGGGUGGACAGGUUGGAUCCAUAUGGCUUUGAGCGCCCAGAGGACUUUGACUACGAGUCAUAUGAGGAGCUCAUGUCCGAGUAUCUAGUUGUGCUCACCCAACGGGCAAUCAAGUGGUCCAAACUGCUGAAGGGCAAAAGCAAGGUGCAGAAGAAUUUAAAAUUAAAACGUUAUGUGCGUAAGGGGAUUCCCAAUGAGCACCGGGCUCUGAUUUGGAUGACAUGUAGUGGGGCUCAAGACCAGUUAGACAAGAACCCAGGAUACUACCAGUCCCUGCUUGGAGCCCAGCGCGACCCCAAACUGGUGGAAACCAUCUGCACAGAUUUGAACAGAACAUUUCCAGACAACAUCCAGUUCCGUAAGACAUCCAGCCCAUGUCUACAGAAAGUUCUGUUCAACGUGCUGCUGGCUUAUGGUCACCACAAUCCCACUGUGGGCUACUGCCAGGGGAUGAACUUCAUAGCUGGUUAUCUGCUCAUCAUCACAAAAGAUGAAGAGAAAUCCUUCUGGUUGAUGGAUGCACUACUGGGCAGAAUAUUACCAGACUAUUACAGUCCAGCCAUGCUGGGGUUGAAGACGGACCAGGAGGUGUUGGGGGAGCUGGUGAAGAUUAAAAUCCCUGGAGUUUGGCAGACCAUGGUGGAUCAUAAUGUCAUGUGGACCCUCGUGGUCUCCCGAUGGUUCAUCUGUCUCUACAUAGACAUCUUGCCAGUGGAGACUGUUCUGCGGAUUUGGGAUUGCCUGUUCUACGAGGGAUCAAAAAUCCUUUUCCGCGUUGCUGUGACGCUGAUCAACCACAACCAGACUCUGAUUCAACAGGCCCAGUCGCUGCCAGACGUCUGCCAAAUCUUCAAGCAGAUCACCCAUGGACCAUUUGUGGAUGAAUGCCACACCUUCAUGCAGAAAAUCUUCACGGAACCAAAAAGUCUCUCCAUGGCAACCUUGACUAAGCUGCGGGCGACAUGUCGAUCUCGCAUCAUUGCAGAAGAAUCCUGACCCAGACAGAUUCACCUGCUGCUCAAAUGAAUUCCACUGGGAGGAGCACCCAGCUGCUUGUUUGCACCUUUUUAAAACUCAAUCACAACUACUCCAUGUAGUUUUUGACUUAAACAUGUGUUUCCAUACAAUCUACAUGUUUUAUAUAUGAUCAUAUGAGAAAAUUAGUCAUGUGCUGUAUGAACUGAUGAUUCCAUUUCAACUUAAUAUGUGCUGUAGUUUAUCUUCUUUUGGUAAAAUGUGGACUAAUGCACUUUACUCUGAUAAGUCAGAGACACUGAAGAGAGCUGGUCUGGUAGCAAAUGGCCUGGUCUGAUAAAAUAUGUGUCAACACAGAGGAACCUGCCUGCAGCACUUCACAUUAUUGUGUCUGUAAUGAAUAUUAUAGAGCGGUGUGGUGUACUAUGCUGGCACAAUCCAAUGUGAAUCAUAUUGAUUUCACGACAGAAACUUCUUUCAACAAUCCUUCAUCUAAUGCUUUUCAUUCUUGUGCAUUAUGGUGAAGCAAUUAAAGGGCUGCUCUCAUUUUCUAACAA
Paralichthys olivaceus (Japanese flounder) is the source of this 2247-nucleotide messenger RNA. It is a transcript of the gene grtp1a, whose product is annotated as growth hormone regulated TBC protein 1a. The record is from RefSeq and is a predicted model, not a curated record. Lineage: Eukaryota; Metazoa; Chordata; Actinopteri; Pleuronectiformes; Paralichthyidae.